Molecule: messenger RNA, 327 nt
Organism: Cryptomeria japonica (Japanese cedar)
Lineage: Eukaryota; Viridiplantae; Streptophyta; Pinopsida; Cupressales; Cupressaceae
Product: proline-rich receptor-like protein kinase PERK2
Exons: 3
Coding region: 1-327 (108 amino acids)
Biological process (GO): protein phosphorylation
Molecular function (GO): protein kinase activity; ATP binding
Source: RefSeq, a predicted model, not a curated record
AUGAGUGUUCCCUUUUUGUCCAUAAGGGUAAUGGGAACUUUUCGGUAUUUGGCUCCUGAAUAUGCUUCAAGUGGUAAAUUGAUAGACAAAUCAGAUGUUUUCUCAUUUGGUGUCAUGCUCCCUGAGUUGAUUACUGGUCGUAGGCCAGUCGAUACAACUCCAUUUGCUAAAGAUAGUACGGUAGAUUGGAUAGUUCGAGCCUUGGAAGGUGAUGUUUCUCUUGAUGAUCUAAAUGAGGAAGUGAAGCCAGGGUACAGUACUGUGUAUGGAUCAUAUGGAAGCAUAGACUAUGAUUUCAGCCAAUAUCUUUUUAAAGCUUUUCAUUAA